Molecule: messenger RNA, 1921 nt
Organism: Bursaphelenchus xylophilus (pine wood nematode)
Lineage: Eukaryota; Metazoa; Nematoda; Chromadorea; Rhabditida; Aphelenchoididae
Source: the annotation of a GenBank genome assembly
AUGGCCCCAACGAAAGAGCCUAACGCGCCCUCCUACCCGUUGGCCCCCUUCUGCGGUCGACACGACCCGAGGCCGUUUGCCACGUUUUUGAGGCAAUACGCUCGUAUGUGCGAUGCGAGGAAGCUCGGCCGCAAGAAGGCGGCCGAACUGAUUCCGCACUAUCUGGCUGAUGAAGCCAUGAUGGUGUAUAAAAAUUUGGAUAGGGAGCUAAUCAGGGCCGAGGAGCCAGAGGAAAUUUUAAAUGCGAUUGCUAGCGCAAUCCCAAUAGCUGGGAAGCAAGAAAAAGCGCGCAGGGAUUUCUUUGAGAAGAGAUGGGCUACGGAGUUAGGUGAAUUGAUAAGGAUAGCGGAAAAUGAGGUCGGACGAUACAGGCGUAUGGCGUGAAUGCGGUGCAGGGGCCCGACAGUUUCGUUCGCGAGGCCCUUUUCAAUAUACAAAGGCAGCUCGCUCGCCUCAACCCGUUUCACAAUCGCCGAGGGAAAAGAGCCCCUUUCGCCGGACCGCGGAACUUCAACCCGCGUUACAACAAUUUUCGGGAAAAUCAUCCCAACGACCGCGAGCGACCGCAAGCGCACAACAGGACUUUUUCAAAUAACCAGCGUCCCAAUCCAACUCAGCAAUACCCGCGCCGAAACACGUUCAAUCCGCAACGCGAGAACCGACCAUACUUUCAAGAUCAGCGCAAUUUGUGCAGCUUCUCGAGUCCCACCGUCAAUCACGUCAUCGAUGCCUCUCCAAGCGAAAGUGGCCGAAAAAGGUCGCAGCAUGUAUUGUAUAGAUAAUUUUGUACUGUAUUAACUUUCGUCCUAUGAGAAAACUGUCAGAAGAGCUACGUGGACUCCCAUUCCUCUAAACUCUAGUCUUUCUUUCUUGCAAUCUUGGUUAUCACAACAAAUAUAUAUAUAUAUAUAUAUAUUACACUAUCAUAAAGCUUAGAACGCGGAGCAGCUUCAUCCGUUCGCUGAGCUCGUCGUGAAUUAAUAUAAUACCUGAAAAACCAAGAAAUAUACACUUUUCUUCCUUACCUUUCUUUCAUAGUCUUGUCUAAAGGGAUAAACGUUUGCAAUUCGAUAGCAAUUCAAAAAAGGCAGUAAUAACCGUAGUAAGCUUUAAUUUUACAUUAUUACACUUUAUCAUAUUCAUUUUUGUAUGUGUUAUUGAGAUCUGAAGUUUGAAGCCUCAUUCAGACCUUGCCGUCAAUUCUCGCGACGCGGUCGUCGCGAUAGGAGGAGGGGGAAGAUGUCGCGGCCAGCGACGCUGAUGACGUAAGUCGGAAGCGGAGUUACCGCGCAUGUCUAAACCCAAGUCCUAGCGCCUCGAUCGAAGAUCGAGGAGAGAGGGAAAAGCGAUGAAGAUGGCCGGUUGUGUUUGUAAUAAUAAAUGUAAUUGUUAACCGGUAUGGAUAUUUGAGUAUUGUCUAGUAAAAGGAUACGCCGCUCGGGUACGUGGAAGGCGGUGAGAUACCUGCAUUAGCAUUGACAGCCUGAAAACCUGAGCAAACUUUGUGGCCACUUUUUCAUCAACAUUGAACGGAAUCACAGUCCCUCCAACGUUUUACCCAAACCUCGUCCGGAGACUGGGCGCAAAAUUCGACGCAGUAAAGCAUCGAUAUGUUGUGGAUUGUGCGAAAGAAAUUCCCAUCAAGAUCGAGAUCAAUGGCACGGAAUUUGACAUCCGAUUUGACGCGUUUAUCGAGCCGACCGAUGGACCCGAUUGCGUUGUCAACAUCAGACGUGGAAAGGAAAGAAAGGCCAUCAUCUUGGGAGUUCCGUUCUUAGUCAACAACGGUGCUUGUUUUGAUAAUGAGGAUGAGGAAAUCCAUCUCUACGAUGCUGCUUUUAACGCUCAAGUAAUGAUCAAUGGAAUCGUCAAGACUCAUAAUGGAGCUACCGCUGUCGUUGAGACUGUCGUCGGACAGUAA